Prorocentrum cordatum is the source of this 1129-nucleotide messenger RNA. The record is from the annotation of a GenBank genome assembly. Lineage: Eukaryota; Dinophyceae; Prorocentrales; Prorocentraceae.
GGCUCGGAUGGUACACGGGGCAGCCUGCAGAACGACCCUCGGAAGGACCUAUACGGUUUGCAUCGCAGAGGUCCGAAAAAGGCGCCACACACCUCCUUCUGCGUAAUGCUUGUUGGUGCGGCCGGACAAUUUAUGAAUCGUCGAAUCAUCCCGGUUUCUUGCAGGCGCUUCAUACCGUUGGAGAUGGAGCAACAUAUGUUCUCAGCCUGAGCUUCGCCAGCAGGGAGGGGCAUGACGCAGGACGCGGCGUAGCCACUUCCAAACUCGCGCAGCAAUCGACUCUCGGCCGCCGCGUGAUUACCUAAGAGAAGCCAGCCGGCAAACACCUCUGCGACGUGGCUGCGGUAGUGGAGCAGAUUGCUAUCACUGCCCUCGGUGCCAGCACCCACGCGACUGGGCUGAGGAAGAACACUAUCAGCUUCAUCAGCGGGGGCGCAGUCCUCAAUUGCAUCACGCAGGAGAGCGAAUCGACGAGUGAACUCGCACGCGCAGUGCUGCGAGGCGGCGUCGUUCAGGUGGCAGAAACAGUUCAAGUCUUACGGCGACUGUAGAAUCAUUGCGUGUGCCCAUCGCCGAUGUCGGUCUGCACGGCGCCGUUAGCAAGCUCGUCACCGUGCAGAUCGAAGAGCUCGGCUCCUACCAGCAGGUCGCGGACGACCAGCUGGGACGGCAAGAGAGGGAAGGGCAGAACGAUUGAAAGCUCCUGGCCCUUGGACUCCAAUUCGUCGCUGCCAGAGUCGAGCAAAUCGUCGCUGUCGCCGAUAGCGCAAUUGAGGUUGCUGUUGGCCGCCACGGUACCGGAAGCGUCCACACUCUUGGCCAUGUGCUUCGCGACCUUGUCCGUGAUCGCCUUCGAGAAUGCGCGAGCUUUGACUGUCGUGACUUGCCUGGAAGUGUCGUAGGCGCGGUCGAGGUGGGCGAGCAGAUCGCCUCGCGAGGCAGGGCUUCAUGCCGUGAAGGCGACAAAGGUCACGACCGGCCUGCUCCAGGCCCGCGAAGAAGAGCCCAGUCAUGCUAGCCAGCUCACGAAGCAGCCGCCCGUGGACAUCGCUGAUGAUUGCUUAGUCGGAGGGGCCAUGCAAGGGCAAGCAAGGAAGUAGAGGGUCCAUGUAGGAGAUGCCGCUUGAGC